Paramecium pentaurelia is the source of this 570-nucleotide messenger RNA. Lineage: Eukaryota; Ciliophora; Oligohymenophorea; Peniculida; Parameciidae. The record is from the annotation of a GenBank genome assembly.
AUGAAAUUAUUGCUUUUGUUUUUCUUAUUAGAAUACUCAGAUUUUGCCCCAUUACCAGCUGCUGAUGAUAAUGCAAAAUGUUCUUAAAAUGAUCUAUAUAUUUUAAGUAAAGCAUCUAUUAUUAGGGGAAAUUACAACGAUGUAGCCUCAUAAUUUAAUGGAGCACUUCUAUCUUCAGCAAGAACAACUACUUUUUGGACACAAGGUAUUAACAAUCUUCCUUUAAGAAAUUUACUCUACUACUACCCUCCAAAUCUUCUUUAAGGGCAUGCUGUUGCCUAUAUUGGUUAAUCAAUAAUCGUGGAAUUUUAUUAAGCAUACAAAAUCAAUACUGUAAAGUUUUGGAUGUUGGAUAUUGAUGAUAGAUAAACAGACAUGAAAGUAUUCGUAAUAGCAGCUGAUAGGAAGACUGAAAAAGUCAUAUAUGAUGGUAUUGUUCCACCUAAUGUAAAUGUUGUAAAAUUUUCUGAUUAAUUGGUAUCAGGAGUAAAAUUUUUUAAUAGAGGAGGGGAUAGUAAAUACCAUAAAUUUAUGUCGAUCAUCAAAAUAUAAGCUCUCUAUGCUUUUUGA